AGCUUGACACCGGAAGAAAAUCAAAAGUUCGAGUUCAUCUCCCGCUUUCCGCGAUAGCGCUGUCAUGUUACCAUAGCAAUGGACGGAGGCAAAUGGGAGAAGAUACUCACCCAUUUUCAGGCAUGUGCACGUGGACACUUGGUGAGAAACGAAGUGCGACGUGCACGAAAAGACUUUGAAGACAUCGUGAAAGAGAUUGAUGGAGGCUUGACCCAUCUACAGUGGAGGGACUCGGUUAUCCCCAUCCCGCACUUCACAGACACUGAUGGCCCGUUUCUACGACCCAGCAGCGCUGCCAGCAAAACUUCAGAUCCAGGGCUAGAUGUCAGUGCGAGUCCCCAGAGCCCAGCAGCAGCAGCUGCCUUAAGGCAGGAGAGAGGGGGAGAUCAUGAUCUCUUUCCACAGAAGAUAGCAGCUGAGAGAGAUGAUUCAGGAACGAAAGGCCAAGACCGUCUUCCCAGGGACUGUUUCCCUAGCAGCCAUACUGGAGGGGAUGGGGAGGGCCAGAGACAGAGGGGUGUGAGGGACAAGGAGGGAGAUAAAGAUGGGGGGAUCAUGGAGAGCACAGGAGACUCCACCACCGUCUGGAGCAGUUUGGAGCUAGACAUGAACUACAGUCACUCUCACCAGGGUCCCCGGCAGUACUGCUUGGCUAAGGAGGUGCCCCAUACACCAGAGGCCUUGCGUCUCCAUAGAAACACCCUGACCAUGGAGCUGGUUUGGCUACAACAGGCCAUAGACAGCAGGAAAAAGUACCUUUCACUGAAGGAUAGGCUGACCAUAUCCUGACAGCAGAAGUAAUAUGAACUGGACUUGAUAAUGUGAAGCCCUCACUCUAACUGCACGUUUAACCUGUUAUUAUACCUAUAUUUAAAAUAAUUGCUUUCAAAAAGUAUUUAUCAUGUGCUUGACCAAACCUGUACUGUGUAUGUUAUUUGUUAAUGUAAAAUUAUGAAUAAAUGAUAUUUUU
Messenger RNA from Seriola aureovittata, 970 nucleotides. RefSeq names its product IQ motif containing C (gene iqcc). Gene Ontology annotation, molecular function: protein binding. The transcript is spliced from 5 exons. The record is from RefSeq and is a predicted model, not a curated record. Bases 79 to 789 code for a protein of 236 amino acids. NCBI's taxonomy places the organism in Eukaryota, Metazoa, Chordata, Actinopteri, Carangiformes, Carangidae.